This is a messenger RNA of Echinops telfairi (small Madagascar hedgehog), 596 nucleotides long. It is a transcript of the gene RPL13, whose product is annotated as ribosomal protein L13. Bases 72 to 560 code for a protein of 162 amino acids. The transcript is spliced from 5 exons. Gene Ontology annotation, molecular function: RNA binding; structural constituent of ribosome. NCBI's taxonomy places the organism in Eukaryota, Metazoa, Chordata, Mammalia, Afrosoricida, Tenrecidae. Gene Ontology annotation, cellular component: ribosome; cytosolic large ribosomal subunit. The record is from RefSeq and is a predicted model, not a curated record. Gene Ontology annotation, biological process: translation.
UCCCAGGGUGCACUGCGGGCGCGCUCUCUUUCCGCUCGGCCGUUCCGCUUAGAGGAGGGCCGUAGGCAGCCAUGGCGCCCAGCCGGAAUGGCAUGAUCCUGAAGCCCCACUUCCACAAGGACUGGCAGCGGCGUGUGUCCACGUGGUUCAACCAGCCGGCGCGGAAGAUACUGGCCGGCAUCCACAAGAAGGUGGCCCGGACCAUCGGCAUCUCCGUGGACCCCCGGAGGCGGAACAAGUCCACCGAGUCCUUGCAGGCCAAUGUGCAGCGACUUAAGGAGUACCGCUCCAAGCUCAUCCUCUUCCCCAGGAAGCCCUCGGCCCCCAAGAAGGGAGACAGCUCUGCGGAGGAACUCAAACUGGCCACACAGCUUACUGGACCUGUGAUGCCCAUCCGAAAUGUCUACAAGAAGGAGAAAGCCCGGGUUAUCACGCAAGAAGAGAAGGACUUCAAGGCCUUUGCCAGUCUCCGCAUGGCCCGUGCCAACGCCCGGCUCUUUGGCAUCCGAGCGAAAAGGGCCAAGGAGGCUGCAGAGCAGGAUGUGGAGAAGAAGAAGUAGUGUUGCCAGGGCCUUUAAUAAACUCCGAGACCCACA